AUGGCACACACAACACAGAUCUCCAAAGAUGAGCUGGAAGAACUAAGAGAGGCCUUUGCUAAAGUUGAUCUGGAUCACAGUGGAUACAUCUCAGACUAUGAGCUUCAUUAUCUAUUUAAGGAAGCAAACCUUCCUCUUCCUGGAUACAAAGUGCGAGAGAUCAUUCAGAAGCUUAUGAAUGAGGGCGACAAAAACAAGGAUGGAAAGAUAUGCUUUGAAGAAUUUGUUUUUCUUGUACAAGAACUGAAGAGCAGCGACAUUGCCAAAACAUUCCGGAAAGCAAUCAACCGCAAAGAGGGAAUUUGUGCAAUUGGAGGAACCUCAGAGUUGUCUAGUGAGGGGACACAACACUCUUAUUCUGAGGAGGAAAAAUAUGCCUUUGUCAACUGGAUAAAUAAAGCCUUAGAAAAUGACCCAGACUGCAAACAUGUCCUUCCCAUGAAUCCAAACACCAACGACCUUUUCCGGGCACUUGGAGAUGGCAUUGUGCUUUGUAAAAUGGUUAACUUGUCUGUACCUGACACUAUUGAUGAAAGAGCAAUUAACAAGAAGAAACUAACUGCUUUCACCAUCCAGGAAAAUUUGAACUUGGCAUUGAACUCUGCUUCUGCCAUUGGAUGUCAUGUGGUUAAUAUUGGAGCAGAAGACUUGAAGGCUGGAAAGCCUCACCUGGUCCUGGGACUCCUGUGGCAGAUUAUUAAAAUCGGUUUGUUUGCUGACAUUGAGAUCAGCAGAAAUGAAGCCUUGGCUGCCUUGCUUCGUGAUGGAGAGACUUUGGAGGAUCUGAUGAAACUGUCCCCUGAGGAAGAGUUGCUGUUGAGAUGGGCCAACUUCCAUCUGGAGAAUGCUGGCUGGCAGAAGAUCAAUAACUUUAGCUCAGACAUUAAGGAUUCCAAAGCCUAUUACCAUCUGCUCAACCAGAUUGCACCCAAAGGACAAAAGGAAGGUGAAGAAAGGAUUGAUAUCAACAUGUCUGGGUUCAAUGAAAAGGAUGAUUUGAAGAGAGCAGAGUAUAUGCUCCAACAGGCAGACCGACUUGGUUGCAGACAGUUUGUUACUCCUGCUGAUGUUGUGAGUGGAAAUCCAAAAUUAAACUUGCUUUUGUGGCCAAUCUGUUCAAUAAAUACCCAGGACUUACUAAACCUGAGAACCAAGAUAUUGACUGGACACUCCUUGAAGGGGAAACCCGAGAGGAAAGAACAUUCCGUAACUGGAUGAACUCACUUGGAAUAAAUCCUCAUGUGAACCACUUGUACAAUGACCUACAAGAUUCUCUAGUAAUUUUACAAUUAUACGAAAGGAUUAAGGUUCCUGUUGACUGGAGCAAAGUAAAUAAGCCCCCAUAUCCUAAACUUGGAGCAAACAUGAAAAAGCUUGAGAACUGUAAUUAUGCAGUGGACCUGGGGAAAAAUACUGCUAAAUUCUCAUUAGUGGGUAUCGGAGGUCAGGACCUGAAUGAUGGAAACCCGACUCUCACACUUGCAUUAGUCUGGCAACUCAUGAGAAGGUAUACACUGAAUGUGCUGGAGGAUCUGGGUGAUGGUGCCAAGGUAAAUGAUGACAUUAUUGUCAAGUGGGUAAACAGGAGUUUGGCUGAAGCUGGCAAGACGUCAUCUAUUCAAAAUUUUAAGGACAAAACGAUCAGCACUAGUCUUCCUGUAGUGGAUCUGAUUGAUGCUAUACAGCCUGGCAGUAUUAAUUAUGACCUUGUUAAGACCAGUUCACUCUCAGAUGAAGACAAACAUGAGAAUGCCAAAUAUGCUGUAUCCAUGGCCAGAAAAAUUGGAGCAAGAGUGUACGCCCUUCCUGAAGACCUUGUGGAAGUGAAGCCCAAGAUGGUUAUGACUGUGUUUGCUUGUUUGAUGGGCCGAGGGAUGAAGAAGGUGUAA
Molecule: messenger RNA, 1889 nt
Organism: Staurois parvus
Lineage: Eukaryota; Metazoa; Chordata; Amphibia; Anura; Ranidae
Source: the annotation of a GenBank genome assembly